This is a messenger RNA of Melospiza melodia melodia, 2379 nucleotides long. It is a transcript of the gene NRROS, whose product is annotated as negative regulator of reactive oxygen species. The transcript has 4 exons. Bases 313 to 2379 code for a protein of 688 amino acids. The record is from RefSeq and is a predicted model, not a curated record. Lineage: Eukaryota; Metazoa; Chordata; Aves; Passeriformes; Passerellidae. Gene Ontology annotation, molecular function: protein binding.
AAUCCAUCAGAAGCCUCCCAAAUCCAUCAGAAUGCAUCAGGAGCCUCCCAAAUCCAUCAGAAUCCAUCAGGAGCCUCCCAAAUCCAUCAGAAUCCAUCAGAAGGUCUCCCAGAGCCUCCCAAACCAGAGGGCAGAGGAUGCCCAAGCGCUACAGCUCUGCCAGCUCCAGUGUCUCCAAGCACCAGUGGCAGCUGUGAAAGUGCCGUGUGUCAAACACUGGCUGAGCCCUCACUGCUCAUUUGCCUGAGUUUCAGCUUUUCCCCAGAUGCAAAUGCCGUCAGCUCCGCUCCCACCAGGAGUGCCGCCACUGAGAUGGAGGCCCCGCUCCCUGGUCUCUCCCUGCUGCUUCUCCUCCUGGCAGUGGGAUGGGGAGGCAGGAUGGACGCAGCCUGGGCACCAUCUCCUGGGGGCUGUGAGCUUGUGCAGAGCAUCAUGGACUGCACUGGCAGAUGGCUGAGUUCCAUCCCAGGAAACCUUCGAGGCGACACCGAGGAGCUGUUCCUUGAUAACAACACUAUCCAGGUCCUGAGCAAUGCCUCCCUGCUCCUGUAUCCCCACCUCUGGCAUCUCAGCGUGACCAGGAACCGCCUGGAGCUCAUUGAGCCCGGUGCCUUCCUCAGCAGCCAGGGCCUGGAAGUGCUCUCCUUGACAGACAACCUGCUCUUCACCAACUACUCGCUGACAGCCACUGCUCUUUCUGCUCUGCCAGCCUUGAGGAUGCUGGAUCUGGCUGGAAACCAGCUCAGGGAGGACAUGGUGUCAGUUUUAGUCUCAAACCUCUCUUCCUUGGAGUCCCUGUCUGUGGCCAGGAACAUCAUCAUGAGGUUGGACUCAUCCACCUUCACAAACCUGACAGAGCUGCUGGAGCUGAAUCUGGAGAAGAACUACAUCUUUGAGAUUGACAAUGCCUUUGAAGGGCUGCAGAGGCUGCAGAGGCUCAACUUAGCUUACAACUACCUCCCGUGUCUGGUGGGGUUUGACCUGACCGAGCUCAGGGUGCUCAAUCUCAGCAACAACGUCAUUGAGUGGUUUCUGAGCAUGGAAAUUGAUGACCUCUUUGAGCUGGAGGUGCUGGACCUGUCCCACAACCGCCUGCUGUUCUUCCCUGUGCUGCCCAGGCAGAGCAAGCUGCACUCCUUGCUGCUGCAGGACAACAGGAUGAGCUUCUACCAGCGGCUCCCCAACGGCACCUCCCUGGCCAACGUCACCAUGCAGUUCCUGAUCAUCGAUGGCAACUCCACCAACAUCACCACGGUCAGGCUCUGGGACGAGCUCUGCCACAGCAACCUCUCCUCCCUGCGCCUCCUGGACAUGAGCCAGAACGAGGUCUGGGGCCUGCCAGAUGAUUUCCUGGCCCAGAUGCCCUCCCUGACCCACCUGAAGCUCAACCAGAACUGCCUGGAGGCAUUUCACCUGCCGGAGGAGGACCCCUUGGCCAGGCUGACAGAGCUGGACCUCAGCCAGAACCAGCUGGUGGAGCUGGGGGUGAAGGUGGGCACUGGGGACAUCCUGCCCAGCCUGCAGCUCUUCAACCUCAGCACCAACAGGCUGCAGGCUCUUCCUCCUGGGAUUUUCACCCACACCAGGAAGAUCACUACCCUGGACCUCAGCUACAACCGGGUUGCCCUCUGUCCCCGGCCAGGUGAGGCCCAGAGUCUCUCCUGUGUGGACAUCAGGGGUGUGGAGACCUUGAGCCACCUCUCCCUGGCAGGCUGUGGUCUGCAGGGCAUGGGUGGCCGCCCCUUCCAGGGGACAUCGCUGAUGCACCUGGACCUCUCUGACAACCGCCAGCUGCUCUCCGGGGACCUGGCCUGGCUGCAGGACCUUGUCCUGACGCUGCAGGUGCUGUCUCUGAGGAACACCAGCCUCUCCUCCACCACGGACCUCUCUGCCCUGAGCAGCCUGGUGCGCUUGGACCUUUCUGGGAACUGCCUGGCCGCGUUCCCCGCCUGGCUGGGCGCGCUGAGGCUGCGCAGCCUGGACCUGCGGGACAACUGCCUGCCAGCGCUGCCGCGGGACCUGCCACAGCAGGCGCCGCUGGGCAGGAGCCUGCGGGAGCUCUACCUCAGCCACAACCCCUACAACUGCUGCACGCUGGGCUGGUGGGACGCCCUGCAGCAGGCCCGGGGGCUGCGUGUCCCCGACGGGCAGCAGGUGACCUGCAGGCACGGCCCCAGCGCGCUCAGCCCCGGCGCGCUGCCCCAGCCCGUCCUGCAGAGCUGCCAGUGGCACACGGCCAACAUGGAGCUGCUCUACCUGGUGCUGGCUCUGCCCACCUGCCUGACGCUCCUGGUGGCCUUCGUGGUUGUCUUCCUCAUGCUCAAGGAGAAGCUGCUGAAAAUGGUGAAAAAUCGGUGUGGGGUGUCCAGCCCUUACUGA